GGGAUUUCCCGCAAGCGAUUAACGAAAACAAUUAAGGAAAUAACUAAACCGAUCGUGCUUUCUCUGUCCCUGCCGGGUCCUCACGGCGGGGACCGCUCUUCGGGUGCCCCUGUGCUCUCGCGCGGGAAGAGCGAGGCGCGCGGGCUCCCCCCGCACCAGCGGUGGUAGCGCCCGGGGCUGCUCGGGCGCGCGGUUCAAAGCGCGGGGCGCGCGCGCGGCCGUUGGGAGGUGCCCGCCCCGCCCCGCUCCCCUCAGCGCCCGGAUCCGCCGCCCGCGGGGGGGGCCGGGCCGCGGGUCGCUCUGCCGGGCCCCGGGAGCCGCCCCGGGCGGGCUGGGGCAGCCCCGGCUGUCUGGCAGCCCCGCGGCUUUCCGGCCGCUGCCUGGCGGGACGUGGAAGCUGGAGGCAAAGCCGCGACACGCAGAGCUCCCCCGGUCUCGCUGCUCCCACGCGCCUGAGGGCCCGUCUCAGGCCUUGCUGCAGCACGAGAGCGAGUGGUGUGUGUGGGCAGUAACGCUGAUUCUGGGAAAUGGACAACAGUAUUUUUCAAGCUUAUCAAGAUGAAAUCCAGUCAUUGGAAGAAGAAAUUAAAGUGUUGACUGAAAAGUAUGAAGACAGCCAACAAGAAUCCACCUUUUUUUCUGAAGAGGAGAUAUUAACAUCAAUAAAAUCAUUCCAAAAAGAAUUUCACGCAGAACCCAAGGAACAUGAAUCUCCAUCAGAUCUGAAAGCUCAGCUUGAAAGUCUAGAAACAGAUCUCUCAUUUUUAAUGAAACUUACUGGUAUUCAGUUCACAAGUCAUUCCAAGAAAACAAUGGAGAAAACUAAAAACAAAACAGUGCAGAAGCACAGAUUAUCAGGAAAUUGCCACUCCAUGUCUUUUCAGUUGGAAUUUCAGCUUCUUGAGACGCAGAAUAAAGAGAAUGUGUGUGUUGUUGUUACCGAUCUCAGCAUUGUAAUGGAUUCUGGAGAAGAUUCAGAUGUGAGCAAGUUUGUGUCAAGCAUUGAAGAACAUGGAAAUCUCUUAACAUUUUUCAGAAGCCUUUCAUCUUAUGCUGAGUGGUUUGAGCAUCGUAGAUGCACCUUCCUGCAUUUCAAGGCCAAAUAUCCUGAUGUUGUGAUCCUUCCAGAAGGACUGUUGGGAGACUAUAUGAUUCUAAGGAACCCCAAACUUUCUGGGUUUGAAUUAAUGAUUGUUUGGAAGAUACAUAUGGAUCAAGAAGGGAGAACUACGCCUAUUCUGGACCUUCUAACUAAAGUACCAGAGCAAGUCUUGGACCAGAAGAUGGCAACUCUUGACAAUGCUCCCACCCGCUUCCGAAGCCUGCUGCUGCUGUUUGGGAUUGAGACAGCUAUUGAGAAUCUGAUCAAAGUGGUUGGCCUGCACAAAUGAACACCAGCAUGGCUUACACCAGGUAGCAUUUUCAAAAGUCAUUUUAAUUAGGAUAUUGUGUUACACAGUCUAUAAUUUUAUUGAAUAUAAACAUUAAGUUAUUUUCCAUUUAGAAACCAUACUCAUAAAACAUGCUAUCUGUACAAUUAUGGCACGUUAUAUAUAAAUUGUCAUGACAUGAAAAUAAAUACAGCCAUUUAAAUACAAAAAUGCCAAAUAAAAUAGUUACAUGUACAGCGUGAUUUCAUUAUAAAUUUAUCUUUCUGAAUCA
This is a messenger RNA of Apus apus (common swift), 1662 nucleotides long. RefSeq names its product centromere protein P (gene CENPP). The transcript has 9 exons. Bases 528 to 1391 code for a protein of 287 amino acids. Lineage: Eukaryota; Metazoa; Chordata; Aves; Apodiformes; Apodidae. Gene Ontology annotation, cellular component: nucleus; chromosome, centromeric region. The record is from RefSeq and is a predicted model, not a curated record. Gene Ontology annotation, biological process: CENP-A containing chromatin assembly.